AUGGAAGCAGAGAGCAUAUUGGAGGGUCAUCUACUGGGUCAGAGUAUCGAAGAGGUGCUUGAGAGGCACUCGAGAAUCAGGGAUAAAUACUCACGUCCUCCUGCGGAAACCGACAAGUUGUAUAAAUCGGACUUUGUUCAGAAAACAUCAGCAACGUCAGACAAGUGCAAGGACAACUGUAGCGAUGCUGCUCUGAAAACGCGCGAGGCUCGAGACCCAAAAGAUGACGACCCCAAGGUUCAUUAUGGGCUUAUAGCUAGCGCAAACCAACUGAUGAAGGAUGCAAAUCUUCGUGAUCAACUGAUCGUGGAACAGGGAGUCUUGUGUUUUGAAAUGGAAGCAGCUGGUUUAAUGAACUAUUUCCCAUGUAUUGUUAUACGAGGAAUCUGUGACCACUCUGACUCACACAAGAACGACGAGUGGCAGGGGUUUGCAGCAAUGGCUGCAGUGGCUUAUGCGAAGAAUCUACUUGGGUAUAUCCCUGUGAGCAAGAUUGAGAAGGAGGACCCCUUGAUCAAGGCCUUGCACGGAAGCAACCUCGAGAAUAUGAGCAGCACUAUCAAGGAUACCAAGGAGACUGUGAGCUCCAUUCAGAGAGAAAAGCGACACUCGGACAUAGAACACUGGCUCAAGCCACCAAGGUACUCGACAAAUGUGGUCAAGGCCAGCAAGCGCCGUCAUGUUGGUUCUGGUCUGUGGUUCAUCCACAGUCCGGCUUUCCAGGAGAUCAAGACAGGCUCACGAAAGCAUCUAUGGCUCCAUGGAUUGGCUAGUUGCGGGAAAACGGUACUAAGCUCCCGAAUCUUCGAUUAUCUCAGUGAUACAAGUGGCAUAGCUACACUAGCACACUACUUCGACUUCAACGAUGUCGGGAAACAAUCUCUCGAUGGCCUUCUUCGAGACGGCAAGGGCGAGGACCGCCAUAAAUCUGCUCUGUGUGCUGCAUCUGAAUAUGGCCACUUGGAGAUCGCACAAGAUCUACUCAAGGCUGGGCAUGACGAUGAAAUACACAAUUCUGUUCAACUCGCUCUCGAGAAUGGUCAUACCACGAUAGUCGAGCUCCUCAUUAAAGGGCCUGCAAAGUUAGGCCUAUAA
Fusarium redolens is the source of this 1095-nucleotide messenger RNA. RefSeq lists its product as uncharacterized. Gene Ontology annotation, biological process: nucleoside metabolic process. Lineage: Eukaryota; Fungi; Ascomycota; Sordariomycetes; Hypocreales; Nectriaceae. The record is from RefSeq and is a predicted model, not a curated record. Bases 1 to 1095 code for a protein of 364 amino acids. The transcript is spliced from 3 exons. Gene Ontology annotation, molecular function: catalytic activity.